AUGCCGAAGCGAACCGAGCCGAGCCGAACUGGGCACAAGUCCCCCAAUACUAUCAUUAUAACUACCACCGCCCAGCAUUCAGAUUCAUUUCAAUAUCAUCGGAGUUCUCGUUUGCUCGAAAUGUCGUCAAAAUUCAACGUUGAAAUUCCCGUGGAAGGAUUGAAGAAUCCCGAAGUGGGCUAUGGAGGCUAUCAGGAAGUGAACCCACGCGAGGAUUUACUUCCAAAAGGAUAUUCAACCGCACCAGGAAGACGUGCUUUGACCUGCGACAUCCUCGUGGAGCAUGACAUUUCAAUCGUUGUACGAGACGGCUGUAAACUUCACGCCGAUGUUUACCGACCACCAAAAGCCCCCGCACGAUCAACCCCGGCCAUACUUUGCUGGAGUCCUUUCGGCAAGAAGUUCAACGGAAUUCAGUCCCUUCAACUCAUGACACCAUGGAAUCUCGGUAUUCCCGACGGAACGCUGAGUGGACUUGAGAAAUUCGAAGCGCCCGACCCUGCAGAGUUUGUAGAUCGCGGGUACGCCGUGAUCAACGUGGAUUCGCGUGGCUCCUUUGAUUCGGAAGGCACAAUGGCAAUUAUGGGAACACAGGAAGCCGAAGAUGGAUACGAUGUGAUUGAGUGGAUUGCGCAACAGCCAUGGUGCAACGGCAGUGUUGGCAUGGCUGGUAACUCGCACCUUGCCAUCGUGCAAUGGUUCAUUGCCGCACUUCAACCUCCGUCGUUGAAAGCCAUUGCGCCAUGGGAAGGAUGCGGUGACCUGUAUCGCGAGCAGUUUGCUCGAGGUGGCAUAUACGGCGGCGAUCUUUUCGAUCAUCUCAUCGUGAAGCAUAUGCUACGAGGACGCAACGGAAUGGAAAGCUUCCGACAAAUGUUUCAAAAGCACCCGUUAGCGAAUGACUGGUGGAACGACAAGCGACCUGACAUGACCAAGAUCAAAAUCCCCACCUAUAUCACGGGCACGUGGACCAACACUAUGCACGGCAUGGGUGCAAUCAGAGGCUGGCUGGAAGUUGAUACUCCACAGAAAUGGCUUCGAUGGCACCCGUAUCAGGAGUGGUACGAUAUAUGGGGGAACCAAGACGGCCGAAAUGAGCUCCUAUCAUUUUUCGACCGGUAUUUGAAGGGAAUCGAGAAUGAUUGGGAGUCAACCCCCAAAGUGCGAAUGGCAAUUUUGAGAUAUGGCGAGAAAGAGCCUUUGGCCAACUUGGUCGAGGAAAACUUUCCAAUCCCACGCACAAAUUACCAAAGAGCAUAUCUUACGUCCAAUGGACGCUUGAAUUUGGACCGAGCAUCCUCUGAGUUGGACCGGGUGUCUUACAACUCCGAGGAUCCUGAAGACAUGGCAAAAUUCACUUAUACUUUCCCCGAACGGACCCAGAUUGUCGGCAUUCCAAAGGCAGUGCUUUACAUGAGCUGUGAUGAUCUGGAUGACAUGGAUAUAUACGUUGUUCUCAACAAGAUCUCUGCAUCAGGAGAGAAGCUUUUCAACCUCAAUAUCCCUUGGACCAACAUUCCUGUCUCCAAAAUAUCCGACAUUCCUGAGGACCAGCGCACAGAAGUCAUCCUCUACCAGGGGCCGACCGGUAUACUUCGUGCUUCAAACCGUGCAAUCGAUACCUCGCGCUCUAUGCACCCUAACUGGCCCUUCUACACUCAUGAGAAGGAGGAGAAAAUACAACCUGGAUCAGUGGUGCGAUUGGAGAUUGGCAUAUGGGGGAUGGGUGUCGAAUAUGAGGCUGGCGAGUCUUUGCAGAUGUGCGUGAGUGGCCAUUACCAAGGAAUAUCGAACUUUGGUACUACGGAUCAUGUUCACAACAAGGGAAAACAUUGGGUGCAUAUGGGUGGAGAGUAUGACAGCCAUGUAAUUUUGCCUUUGGUUUGA
Penicillium olsonii is the source of this 1887-nucleotide messenger RNA. NCBI's taxonomy places the organism in Eukaryota, Fungi, Ascomycota, Eurotiomycetes, Eurotiales, Aspergillaceae. The record is from the annotation of a GenBank genome assembly.